AUGACAAAAAUAUUCGGAAAAGUUGUCAGUCUGGAUUUAUACGAUGCCCCAGAAAAUAGUGGGUGUUUGACUACUUGUUAUGAAAGUGAGGAUUGUAUUCUGGCAUAUUUCGAUACAACUGAUCGAUGUCUUCUUUUUAAUUUUAAUGAAACACAGAAAUUGGAAGUGGAGGAGACCACGAAAGCAGAUGGGUUCUUUGUGGCGUUCAAGACCACUUACCAAAACGAUACCUGCCCUCCCUAUGACUUAUUAUCCCUGGAAGUCAAUAUCGGUGAGGAUCCCAUCACUUGGAAAAAGUUGGGGAACACGUACUCAUUCCAAAAAUGCGUUGGCGACUGGAAAAUGUUUCAUCGAACCGGUCCCGAGGUUACUGUAUGCAUGCAACCGAUGCUCCCACCAGCUCUGUUGAAUAUAACACAGUCGAAGGAGUAUUGUGAGAAUAUGGGAUACAAGUUGACCGGUGUGGCUACUGUAGAAGAGUCCAAGUGGAUUUUGGACAAAAUGAAGGUGGUAAAACCAAACUGGAACUACUGGCAAGCAUUUUAUAUCGAUGGAGUCCGGACUCAGAACUGUUCUGACAGUAAUCCACAGUGUAACGAUUUCGAUUGGUCCGAUGGGUACACAGUUAUCGAUGACGCUGUAUUGAAUUCUACCAAUGCAAUGCUAACAUUCCAUGAUGAUAAUUACAUUCCGGAAAACUGUCUGGGAGUGGUUGAUAUGGGGACCAGCUUGACAAUCAACGAUAUAAAUUGUGAGACGUUCGCAUUGAAUGUUGGACUGGUUUGUGGUUAUAAGCUUUAUUGA
This is a messenger RNA of Caenorhabditis remanei, 804 nucleotides long. RefSeq lists its product as uncharacterized. The coding region runs from base 1 to 804 and encodes 267 amino acids. The record is from RefSeq and is a predicted model, not a curated record. Lineage: Eukaryota; Metazoa; Nematoda; Chromadorea; Rhabditida; Rhabditidae. The transcript is spliced from 5 exons.